AUCUGUAGGUGGUUCUUAAAUCUUUGCUGUUCUUCGAACUGCUCUCUUUCCAUUUGUUCUCUCUUGACUACACACUUAAAGGUGCAGGAACGUAAGAACUGAUAGAAUGGCUUUUUAUCAGCAACAACCGUUUUACAACCCGCUCCUCAGGGCAGAUGCAGACUGUGCACUAGGUGAGUACUUAUGUGUCAUAUUAUACUAUUUACAUCAACACAGAGAAUCCCAUUCAGUGGCCAAAUCCAGGGAGGCCUGCAGGACGGGAAGAGCAUUAUCUUAAGCGGACGGGUUUUACCAGGGGCUAACAGAUUUCAUGUGAACCUUCAGUGUGGUUCUCAUUCUGGGGCUGAUAUUGCUCUGCACUUUAACCCACGCUAUGAGAGCUCUGGGUAUGUAGUGCACAACACCUUCCAGAGCAGGUGCUGGGGCUCAGAGGAGCGCAAAUAUGAAUCUCCCUUCCCCCAAGGCCAAACAUUCACCUUCCAGAUCCUUGUUGAGCAGGGCAAAUACAAGAUAUCUACUAAUGGGAGACACUUCAUGGACUAUAGACACCGCAUUCCAUACACUCAGGUGGACACUAUCUCGGUGGAGGGAAUGGUGGAGUUGAACUCUAUUGCCUUCCAGAAUCCUGCGCCUUAUUUUCCUCCACAACCAGCCUUUCCAGGUUAUAUACCACCUCAAGCAGGAUAUCAGCCUCAGUAUGCUGUCCCUCCAGGAUGUGGGUUCCCGGCAUACCCAUCUGCACCCAACUAUACUAUCCCGUACAAAACUGUCAUCAAUGGUGGACUUCACCCUGGCAAAAACAUUGUCAUCCACGGAGUUAUCAAUCCCAAUGCUAACAGAAUAACAUUUAACCUGCGCUACAGAAGUGGGAUUGCAUUGCACUAUAAUCCUCGUUUCGAUGAGAGAGUGGUUGUGCGCAACACCAAUCAGAUGGAGCAGUGGGGUACGGAGGAACGGUCCGGAGGCUUGCCGUUUCAAAAAGGACAACCUUUCCAGGUCACCAUCUCCUGCAAUCCCCAUCAUUACAAUGUGUUUGUCAAUGGCAAACAAGCACACACUUACAAACAUCGCUACACAAAGCUGAAGGACAUUGAUAUUUUGGAGAUUUGCGGAGACCUGAAGCUGACUUUAGUGCAGGCUUAACAGGAAUCUGUGGUUUCAUUUUUAAAUCACUUUUAAUAGAAAGAUAAGGGAAAGCAUUGCUAAUUGUUGAAAAGUAGAAUUGCUUUCAAAUACAGAAAAAUGGCAGACCGUAAACAUGAACAGCACUGUGAUUUUGCUAUUUUGAAUUAACAUAAAACCCUUUUUGUUAUUUUGGCUACAUAUUAUAUUACUACAUACAUAUGUAGUAUGUUAUGUAUAUGGUAUUACAGUAUAUAGUUGCUUAUUUCUAUAUAGCCAUCUUGAUACUCUCAUCACUCUUGCUGCAUGUUUAAACUAAUAAACUAUAACACAAAUAAACAGCAUAAACAUUUUCUAAUUAUACCUUAUAUCUCUCUCCAAAAUAUCAUGAAUUAUGUUAAGUUAGGAAAAGCUAGCCCGUUUUAUUUUUUCAAAAUAGUGAAAUAAAUUAUGUUAAUGAUUACAUUUUUUGUGUUUCUCAACAAUAAGCCCUAAUAUGUAGCUGCUCAUCUCACCCAAAAAGAAAAAUGCAAUAAA
Molecule: messenger RNA, 1659 nt
Organism: Sinocyclocheilus anshuiensis
Lineage: Eukaryota; Metazoa; Chordata; Actinopteri; Cypriniformes; Cyprinidae
Product: galectin-9-like
Exons: 12
Coding region: 184-1143 (319 amino acids)
Biological process (GO): positive regulation of gene expression; negative regulation of CD4-positive, alpha-beta T cell proliferation; negative regulation of type II interferon production
Cellular component (GO): cytosol; nucleus
Molecular function (GO): carbohydrate binding; galactoside binding
Source: RefSeq, a predicted model, not a curated record